AUGUUCGUCCCUCGCUCGCUCCGGCUCAAGGGCGUCAAGGAGACCCAAAAGCGCAAGAUCGGCCAGCCACAGAGCUCAGGCGCGGCCCAAGUCUCAAGUGAAGACGCGCUCGUUCAGGCCAUGCAGAGAACAAGCACCGAUUCAGUUGCACCAUCUCCAGAAGCGCAAGCGGAGGAACAUGGUGACAAGCCAACUGUUCUCAAGAGUUCAAAGCCAGCUACCACAGCAGCCUCCCUGGAGUAUCUUGCCCAAGUAGUCGCUGGAAUUGAGCUGAUCUUCACCGACUACGCGCACCAAGACAAGGAUGGUGCCAAAUGGCUUCAAGAGCGGCAUAGGACGGUUGAUGGGGAAGAAGAAUAUGUUCAUCUCACGGCAAUCCUCGAUCACCCAAACAUAGCAACUCUCAAGCCACAGGCCACUCAGUCAUUCCUUCGGAAAGCACUACAAGAAGUAUUUAGCCCAUCACUCGAGCUAUCCUCCUCAGGCUUCUACGUUCGCCGCCUUCCCUCCACCUACCCUGCGCCCUUCGUUCCUUCCAACUCCUUCUCAAUCACAGACGACGACGGCCUAAGCUUCUGGGACCAGCGCGCCAUCUACGUCGAGCCGCACAUUCGGCACAUGUGCAAGACGCCCGCCAAAGUCGCUCACUGGCUUAAGGAACACGGAGGGCUGAGGGCGAAGUGGCUGCCUGUUCAGGCGGUGCGUAUGCUGUAUAACGGCUGUGCUUUUGUGAUUCUGAGUGGGAAUGUUAUGCAUGAGGAUCGGUGGAAGAAAUGGAGAGCGGCAGGAAAGCCGGACGAUUGGAGGGUGAUGACGAAGGUGGAGAAUUUGAAGAGGACCCAGGAGUAUGAAAGGCUAGUCAGGGAGAGUAGGACUGAAAUAGCGAAGCAGCGGCGAGACAGUAGGGAGGGGGGUAAUGAGGACAGGCGGAGCGUUGUACGCUAUGUGCCUGGUACGAGUACUGCAGGGGAUGGGGAGCAGGCAGCAAACAGGAAGAAGAGGAAGCGGGAAAGGAGCAAGACGGCCACAGAUAUGGCGGACGACGAGGCAGACACAGGGGCUGCCCCCGAAGGCAACAAAAACCGGGCGAACAAGCGGAGAGCGUGA
Molecule: messenger RNA, 1107 nt
Organism: Didymosphaeria variabile
Lineage: Eukaryota; Fungi; Ascomycota; Dothideomycetes; Pleosporales; Didymosphaeriaceae
Exons: 1
Coding region: 1-1107 (368 amino acids)
Source: RefSeq, a predicted model, not a curated record